Toxotes jaculatrix (banded archerfish) is the source of this 4817-nucleotide messenger RNA. RefSeq names its product WD repeat domain 62 (gene wdr62). The coding region runs from base 220 to 4578 and encodes 1452 amino acids. The record is from RefSeq and is a predicted model, not a curated record. The transcript has 34 exons. Gene Ontology annotation, molecular function: protein binding. NCBI's taxonomy places the organism in Eukaryota, Metazoa, Chordata, Actinopteri, Toxotidae.
UGUCAGGUUACCUCAGGCUCUGUUAGCAUGAAGUUACGUUAGUCCUCCAUCAUUAAAACCAGCGGAGGCUUUUAUUAAACUAACCCGCCUCUGGUUCACAUCAGCGGGCUUUUAUGGAGCAGCACCUCAGUGUUUAGGCGGAUAUUAUCCCCGGUGUUACGGCUCGUUUUGUUUUAUCUUUGUGGAUAACUUCAUCAGACGUAAAGUGAGGCGGGUGUCAUGGCAGAGGGAGCGGACUGUGGUUCAGUCGGCGCCGCGAAGAGGAAACAGCCAGCGCGGAAGAAGAGCCGGCAGAGCCAGCAGAAGAAGACCUCCAGCAGCCGGGUGAGUCUGGAGAAAGUUCUGGGUAUCAGCACAGCCAGCAGCAGUGGGUUGACCUCUGACCCCAACUCUGGGCUCAUUGCCUAUCCUGCAGGGUGUGUCAUUGUGCUGCUUCACCCGAAGAAGAACAAACAGAGUCACAUCAUCAACGCGUCCAGAAAACCCUUCAGUGCGUUGGCGUUUUCUCAUGAUGGAAAAUACCUGGUCACUGGUGAGAGCGGUCACAUGCCCUGUGUGCGGGUGUGGGAGGUGGGUGGAGGUCAGGUGGCCGAGGUUCAGUCUCAUAAAUACGGAGUUUCCUGUGUGGCGUUCUCCACCAACAGCUGCUACAUCGUCUCUGUGGGAUACCAACACGACAUGACUGUUAGCGUGUGGGACUGGAGGAAAGGUUCGAUCAUCGCCUCCAACAAAGUGUCCAGCAGGGUUUUCGCCGUCUCUUUCUCUCAGGACAGCAGCUACUUCGUCACUGCAGGAAACCGACACGUCAAGUUCUGGUACCUGGACGCAUCCAAGGAGCGACGGGUCAACAGCACGGUGCCUCUGAUAGGUCGGUCGGGUUUGCUAGGUGACCAUAAGAACAGCGUUUUUAGCGGGGUUGCCUGUGGGCGUGGCCUCAUGGCUUCCAGCACCUACUGCAUCACCAGCUCCGGCCUGCUGUGCCUGUUCAACAGCAGCCGACAGCUGGAGGCCUGGGUCAACCUCAAGACGUCGUCGGCCAGUUGUCUGGCGGCCAGCGAGGACUUCAUCUUCUGUGGUUGUGCUGACGGCCUCAUCAGGGUGUUCAGUCCAUCCAACCUGCAGUACAUCGCCACCCUGCACCGACCACACCGACUGGGAGUGGACCUCACUCAGAGUGUACAGCACGGCAGCCUGUCACCUGCCAGUCCAGGUGCUCAGUACCCUGACACGCUGGCUCUGACCUUUGACCCUGCUGCCAAACACCUGACCUGUGUGUACAACGACCACAGCGUGUAUGUGUGGGAUGUUAAAGAUGUGAGGAACGUGGGGAAGCUGUACUCUGCCUUGUACCACAGCAGCUGUGUGUGGAGCAUCGAGGUGUAUCCGGAGCUGGCAGAGGUGUCUCAGGCCUGUCUGCCUCCGUCCUCCUUCCUCACCUGUUCGUCUGAUAACACCAUCAGACUGUGGCACACCGACCCCCCCACCGCGCACAGGAACCUCUAUAGCAACGACCUGUUGAGGAUUUUGUAUGUGGGGGAGAACACGCAGCACCUCCAGGCAGAGGGGGAGAGGGCGGAGGCCGUAGGGUCUGAUGGGAAGGCUGGGAUCAGAGUGCUUGGUAUCAGUCCUGAUGGACAACACCUGGCAGCUGGAGACCGCUGUGGAAACCUCCGUAUCUUUGGUCUGGAGUUUCUGGACGAGUUGGUGAAGAUCGAGGCUCAUGACUCAGAGGUGUUGUGUCUGGAGUUCUCGCCCAUGUCCACAGGUGUGAAGCUGUUGGCGUCGGCCAGCAGGGAUCGACUAAUCCACAUCUUCAGCCUCGAGAAGAACUACAGUCUGGAACAGACUCUGAACGACCACUCGGCCUCCAUCACUGCCGUCAAGUUCACAGGUGAGAGUCCAGAGGUUCGAAUGGUGAGUUGUGGAGCUGACAAGAGCAUCUACUUCCAGACAGCUGAGCAGACGGCGGAGGGUUUGUCGUUCUCCAGGAGCCAUCACGUGGUGGAGAAGACGACGCUGUACGACAUGGACCUGGACUCAUCAAGGACACACGUCGCCAUCGCCUGUCAGGACCGAAACGUCAGGGUGUACAACGUGGAAACCGGGAAGUUGAAGAAGUGUUUGAAAGGCUCGUCCAGUGAUGAAGGAGCUCUGCUGAAGGUUCAGAUGGACCCGUCUGGGAGUUUCUGCGCCACCAGCUGCUCUGAUAAAAACAUCACCAUCUUCGACUAUGAGUCAGGAGAGUGUGUCGCCACCCUGUUCGGACAUUCAGAGAUCGUCACCUGUAUGAGGUUCAGUCAGGACUGCAAACACCUCAUCACUGUCUCGGGAGACAGUUGUGUGUUUGUGUGGAGGUUGGACUCUCAGAUGACCACCACCAUGAGGAAGAGGCUGGGCCUCAGACUGAAAGGUGCACCUGAAGCCUCCAGCCGCAAACAUCCGAACAUCAGGAGGGAGACCUUCAUCACUGUUCCCUCCUCUCAGCUGCAUCAGGUGGAGGAAGAGGAGGAGGAAGAGGCUGACCGCAGGACUCCAGCCAGACCGGACUCUGCUCACGACGCUCAGCUGCUUACGACCAACGGAAAACUGCCCAUGUGGUUCAGAAAACUGGGCCAGGGCGGAGCUUCCACUGCCAUCCAGUCAGACAUUGAGCCUCGUCAGGUACGGAGUCGGUGGACGGAGCAGCUGAACCCUCUGACCAUCUGCUCCGUCUUCUCCCCGAGUCCCACCAAGAGUCAAGAGGAAGAGGAGGAGGAGGAGGAAGGCUUCUACCCUCAGAGUCUGGAGAGUCUGCUGGGAGAGGAAGAGGAGGAGGAGGAAGAUGGCGAGGAGCAGGAGAAGGAGGUGCUGCAGACUGCAGGUGAGGACAGAAGCAGCUACAUCCUCUACCCCAACCCCAACACCACCUCUGACAGGGAGUUUGAUGUUGAAGCUGUGACCGACCCUCGGCGGUCUCUGACCCAGCUGGAGGUCAGAGGUCAGGGCACAGAGCCAGUGUGGAGCACUCAGCUGAGUCCAGACUCGGCCUGCUCUGAGGGGUCUGCAGGAAGUCUGGAACAGCAGCACGACACCGACACAGACUCUCUGAGUCAGGGCAGCUCUGUGGGCAGUUUGGGUCUGGAGGACGACGAGGACAGAAACUCUCUGAAGAACCACUUUGAUACUCUGGCCUCCAGCCUGAGCGAAGAGAAGUUUGACACUGACCUGAGGACUCUGCAGCCUCCAGAGGAAAAGCACUUCCUGAACCCUCGGCUCAGUAUCUCCACCCGCUUCCUGUCCCGCUUCCAGGACAGAAUCAGGGCAUGGCCGAGUCGAGCUCCACCUCCUGUCCUCAUCCCGACCAGGAUAUCGGAGGAGAACAACGUCAGCAACGCCUCGGUGAAUAUGGAACCAAGCAGCGACGUGGUGUCAACAGAGUCGACUCAGAAAGAAAACACCAGCGGCAGCAGCAGUGGUGGUGUGAGAUGCAGCCAGUCCAUCCUUCGUAAAAGAACCUCCUGCAUGAUAUCCCAUCAGCCCCUUCGCCGCCCAACACGGCGACGACACACUGUGGUGGUCGUCCAGUGCAGAGGGAUGCUGGAAGACAUCACCUCCAGGACGCUGAUGACCCACAACAGCAGUGUGAUGUCUGCAGUCCAGCAGGGGGCGCCACGGCUUGGAUACCUGGGAACCACAGCCAGCUCCAGGGCCAAAGUGAGCCAGGACCCUCCCACCUCCUCCACCUCCACCCAGGAGGAGGAGAAGGAAAAUCUGCCCUCCUCCUCAGACCCCCAGCCUCCUGCAUCCCCACUGUCUGCUGGUUUAGACCUCGACAGCACAAAACCUGACCCCCAGCAGGACCAGAGCAGCAGCGUUCCUCUGUCCUCCCACAAGUCUCAGGAUCCUGUACCUGCAGUAAGCCCUGAGGUAUUGGCCACGCCCACUGAGGUGAUGUCACAGGGCGGAGUUGGGAGGUGGAGCGUUGGCAGCUUGGAGGAGUCCCUGAUGAAUCAAAACCAAACACUAAUUGUUAGCCCCUCCCCCUCCAUCACACCCACAGCCACGCCCACACCAUGUGACAUCAUCACAUCCACCUCUGCCCCCGACGUCAGUACCUGCUCCGCCGCCAGGCAGGGAGACGGCCCGGGACAAACCAACACCAGAAUCCAGACUGAUCCAGAAUCAGACGAGUCUGCGGGAGCUGAUUCUUCCUCCUCUGCCCCAUCCACCUCUUCUUGUCCUCCGUCAGAAAGCCUCUGCGCUCCACAGACAGGUUCGGUUGAUGCUGAUGAGUCGGUGAGUGUGCAGCAGUGUCAGCAGGUGGCCAACGAGCUGAGACAGACAACGAGACGAGCCGUACACCUCUACCAACAGCUCAACGUGUCGGCUGGGACUGUGGAGCGGCGUCUUCAGAUGUCAUCUGUCCUGCAGGAGGCGUUUGAUUUCGUUCACUCUGAGCUGCAGGCUGUCCUGCAGGGAGACGGGAGAGGCAGCACAGCUCCCUCUGGUGGACUGGAGGACGAGAGGACAACGUCCCUGCUGGAGAAAUACUCGGACCUGUUGGUUCGGAUGACCCAGAACAAACUGAACCGAAUCUGACCCAGGACCAGCUGGUCGUCCGUUGGUAUGGGGGCUGAAAGCGGACAAAUUUCACUUUAACGUCAGCCUGAAUGACAGUUCUGCUGUUAAUUCAGUUCAACGACUGACAUCAGUAUUGAAUUUAAAGCACCUUACGUUUGUUUUGUAGCAGAAAACGGCUUUAUUUGUUUUACAUCACGGUCACUGUGUUUGUACAUAACCUGUAGUUUUAUAUGUUUCUUAAUAAAUGUUUAAUGUCU